UGCUGUUUACGUUUUUCAUUGCGCGGGAAAUGCGCACACGUGGGUUGCAUAACAUGUGUCAACUGGAGUUGGAGAUGGUAAUUGAAAUGUUCUGCAGUUUUGUGAUCAGAUGAUCAUCAGACGCUUUUGUGCUGCAAUAUCGCGCUUUGAUCGUCGAUUUCGUGAAUGCUGUAUCUGUCAGACGAUGAAGAGGAAACGAAAAUCAGCUCGGUCCUCCGGUGAAGUUUGUGGCGUGGAAGAAUCGUCGAAUUCAACCGAAGGCGAGGACGAAAAGAACAGCCAAUGUGGUGCCGAUUUCGGUACCGUAGACAAAUCUCACACCCAAAAGAAAAGAAAGAUGCGAGAUCAUGGAGAUACAAGCACUGAAGACAAAGUUGACCAUCCCAACCCAUUUCAUUUCUUCACUGAAGAGAAAGACGUGAGGCAGUUCCGACAGGAUCUGUUGCAGUGGUAUGAUGCAAACAAGCGAGACCUUCCGUGGAGAAAAUGGGCAAAUCAUCCGGAUCCCGACCAGCGAGCCUACGGAGUCUGGGUUUCAGAGAUCAUGUUGCAACAGACCCAAGUAGCCACAGUCAUAGACUACUACAACAGAUGGAUGGCGAAAUGGCCCACUCUAGAAGACAUUGCACGUUCUGCAACACCAGAGGAAGUGAACGAGAUGUGGGCGGGGCUAGGUUACUAUUCUAGGGGGAGGAGAUUGUACGAGGGAGCCAAGAAGGUCAUGGAGGAGCUGUCUGGCAAGAUGCCAAGAAAUGCGGAAUCACUCAUGAAACAACUGCCGGGGGUGGGACGGUACACGGCGGGGGCAAUAGCCUCCAUUGCAUUCAAAGAGCCCACUGGAGUUGUUGACGGCAAUGUCAUCCGAGUGUUUUGCAGAGCUAGGGCCAUCGGGGCCGACUCCACGAGCCAAACGGUCCAGACUGCUAUUUGGUCCCUGGCCAAUGCCUUGGUCGACGCGGAGCGCCCGGGUGAUUUCAACCAAGCAUUGAUGGAACUCGGCGCGACAGUGUGUACACCGAAAGCGCCCUCUUGUGACAAGUGCCCAAUCAGGAAUCGCUGCAGGGCUUUUCAGCAUGAAGAAAAAUUGAAGAGAGCCAAAAAAGAGGGGCUUGAGAAAAAUAUUGCCGGGAAAGGCACAGCCAAAUCAUAUACACUGCCAGACAUUGAGUGCGCUGCCGACAACUGUCAACUUUGCAUACCAGCGGACAGCGAGUGGGACAUCGAACAAGGGGUCAUGAACUUCCCCCGUAAACCCAAAAAGACCCCAAGACAAGAGAAGACCGCUGUCUGCAUCGUUCAGAAAAAGUGCAAAGAUGGAGUAACGUCAGAGUUUCUUCUCGUCCAGAGGCCUGAAAAAGGCUUGCUGGCUGGAUUGUGGGAAUUCCCCAGCGUGAAGACGGACGAUCAUUGGUUGGCCGUCCAGAGGGUGAAAGCCAUCGAUGACUAUCUUUCAGACGGACUCGGAAUGAGGCUAGCCGAGAAACACGACAGACACGCAAUAGGAGAGGUGGUUCACAUUUUCUCACACAUCGAGCAGACCUACUGUGUUGAGACAUUCAGCGUAAUUGAAAAUGACGUCUUAGAACAGACUACGGACAGCAGUCAACGGUACAGGUGGCUUACGGCCGAAGAAUUCGCGACGGCGGCUGUUUCCACGGCGAUGAAAAAAUGCUUUGGUGCUUAUCAGAAAUGGAUCAAUCCUCCGAAGGUAACUCAGAAGAAAAUCAAAUUUGAUUCCAGCGGCACAGGAGACAGUAAAAAGCAGUCAGCACUGGACACUUUCUUCAAACCAGUGCCCAAGAAAAAAAGAUGACCAAGGUUGAAAUCGAACCUCGGACGAACAACUCGCCUGUCGUCAGUGGAUGGAAAAAGGUCACACAAUAAAUUUAAAUAAAAAAAAAAUUAUACUUGUUUAUUACAAACGACCUGUUUUUGUGAAGUCUUUCCUUAAGGCUACAUCUUUUUAACCAUGUUCCAACUGACCUUCUGAAAGGGCUGUGCUGAAUAUUUGAAUAUUCGGUCAAAUUCAAGGUUGAAUAUUUGAAUAGUCAAUUAUUCGAACUGACUCAGCCCUACCUUUUGACUCAGAAACCCUGUAGUGUACAGAUUUUAUCAAACAUCUUUUCAUCUAAAUCAAUCUUUCCAAAUUAAUUAUUAAUAUUCUUUGAACUGCAGCCUAAAAAUAAGUAGUUUGUUUAUGAAGGUUAAUCACUGAGAUACAAAUGUAAAUAUUGUUGGUGUUUUUUUAACUUGAAGGUGUCUUCGGGAGACAUGUCCACAUUUUGACAAAAAGCAACUACGCAUUCUAACAGGUAGGCCUAAUGAAUUAAGUAUAACUUGUAUUUAGGGAAAUUGGCAUCGAGCUGUAUGAUUAUUUUGGUAUUGCAACAGCAGACUCAGUAAGAAGUUUAAUUGCAAAUUAUCAUAUUUAGAAAAUCAUUUUCUUAAGCGAGUUUUGUCGUGUAUGCAACAUUUAAAUUAAACUGUACUGAUCUGUAACGUAUCUGUGCCGUCAUAAGCUAAGAUAUAACAGGCAAACUCGAUCAUUACAUAUGGAAAAUUCUUUUGGGUUUAACGUCUCAA
This is a messenger RNA of Patiria miniata (bat star), 2583 nucleotides long. RefSeq names its product adenine DNA glycosylase-like. Gene Ontology annotation, cellular component: nucleus. Gene Ontology annotation, molecular function: adenine/guanine mispair binding; 8-oxo-7,8-dihydroguanine DNA N-glycosylase activity; oxidized purine DNA binding. Gene Ontology annotation, biological process: mismatch repair; base-excision repair. NCBI's taxonomy places the organism in Eukaryota, Metazoa, Echinodermata, Asteroidea, Valvatida, Asterinidae. The record is from RefSeq and is a predicted model, not a curated record.